AUGGCUUCUGUUGUUUUUUCCGGUGCUUGUUUACGGGAUGUUUCUGUUACCGAGGUUUCUGUUUCUGACGUUAUUGUUGACGUUUUGCCCUUUGGACACGCUCAUGGACAUCCUCGACAUGGGCACUCUCAUCGGCCGUCGCCGGUUUUAACCCCCUCCUCUGUGCCAUCUCCUGAGGUCUCUACGGUGUCUCUGGAGGUCUCCUCUGGGUUGACUUCGACUUCUACUACAUUCGUCACGGUAUAUGAGACUAGCUUCGCUACGGUUUAUUCUAGCUUCACGACGGUUGUUUCGUCUACGCCGACGGCAGCUCCUACUUUCUCCACGGAAUUUUCUACUUUUUCUACGGUGGUCUCAUCCACCCCGACGGCGGCUUCUACUUUCUCCACGGAAAUUUCUACGGUGGUCUCAUCCACCUCGACGGAAUAUUCUACGUUCUCCACAGUGUCUUCCUCUCCCACCUCUACUACUACCGUGUCUCCCUCCAUCUAUACCUCUAUUGGCUCUACCUCAACAUCUUCUUCCUCUACGGCAUCUUCUGCAGCAUCUUCUUCGACCGCUUCAUCUACAGGAUCCACUUCUAUCCUGCUGCCUCUCUACAUCUGGCCCACCGAUAACACCACCUGGGGCCCCGUCUAUGAGGCCGCAGCUGGAAACCCCGACAUCGAGUUUCAGGUCAUUGUCAAUCCUUCCAGCGGCCCAGGCGAUACCACUUACCCGGAGGCAGCAUACAUUGCAGGCAUUGCACAAUUAAACAGCUACGACAACGUCGUGGUCCUCGGAUAUAUCCCGACAGAGUACGCCACCCGUGAUAUCUCAGAUGUUGAGAGUGACAUCUCUACCUACAGUGGUUGGGCCGCCUACACUGAGAAGAACAUCGCCGUCUCCGGAAUCUUCUUCGAUGAAGCACCACGCACCGAUGACACCUCCCUGAUUUCCUACAUGACCGAGGUCGCGGAUAACGCCCGAUCUCACAGUCUGAACACUGUCGUCUUCAAUCCCGGUACCAAGCUGGAAGAAGGAGCUGUGAAUGGAUACUUUGAUGCUGCGGACUUGAUCGUCGAGUUUGAAAACUCGUACGAGACCUGGAUCACCGCUGUGCCAGCAGACGAGUUCUCCUCUGUGGAGGAUUAUUCCAAGGAUGCUGUUCUUCUCUACAGUGUGCCUAGUAGUGCCAACUACGAGUCUGUCAUUGCUGAAGUGAAGAAGAUGGGUCUGGGCGCUGCAUACCUGACUAACACUGACGAUUAUAAGUCUGCUGAUACCAUUCUCAAGGUUGCGGCUGCUAUGGUUCAGGCGUCGGAGUAA
Messenger RNA from Penicillium odoratum, 1308 nucleotides. Its product is annotated as spherulation-specific family 4 protein. The coding region runs from base 1 to 1308 and encodes 435 amino acids. The record is from RefSeq and is a predicted model, not a curated record. Lineage: Eukaryota; Fungi; Ascomycota; Eurotiomycetes; Eurotiales; Aspergillaceae. The transcript has 2 exons.